This is a messenger RNA of Trichobilharzia regenti, 282 nucleotides long. The record is from the annotation of a GenBank genome assembly. NCBI's taxonomy places the organism in Eukaryota, Metazoa, Platyhelminthes, Trematoda, Strigeidida, Schistosomatidae.
AUGCAAGAUGUACAUCUAUUGAAAAUAGCAUUAGAUAAUUACGCUCGCAAAAUAAACAAUCAUAAGAACAUUGAAUAUUCGAGUGAGUCAGUUAAUCUAACACAGAUUUAUGCAGAGAAUUUCACAGAUUACAGUACAGAUUUAGAUCAUACAUUAAUGUUAUCAAACUACAGUAGUGAUGCAAAUACUUUGGCGGAUGAUAAUAGUCAAGAACAUAAUCUUAGAACAUACUUUUCUGAUCAAAAAGACAAGUAUACAAGGAUUAUUAAACCAAAGGCUUAA